AUGACUUUAGUUCGCCUGAGACGGGGAAUUUUAAAGGAAGACCUUGCAUUCAGAAUGAAAGUGUCCCAAUCAACAAUUAGUAGAAUUGUGAUCACAUGGAUUUCUUUCCUGUCAAGAGAGCUGUCACCUCCUAUCAACUGGCCAACAGGGGAAGAAAACAAAUCAUACUAUCCUGAGUGAUCUAAGAGCUACCCAAAUGUUAAAGCAUUCAUAGAUUGCACAGAAGUAUACAUUCAACAUCCAUCCGUGGCUGAAGGUCAGGCCUUGACAUAUUCUAACUACAAGAGCACCAACACAUGGAAAACGCUAGUAAGACAGUCGUGCUGACAACAAGAUAAGACACUAGUUAUAGCUGACCAUGCAUGCCUUUAUGCCUGCUGAUAAAGUAAAUAGAAAGUCAAUUGAAGUCUGUGCAAUAAAUGUGUCAUAAUCAAUAAUCAACCAACAACAUGACAUGCAAAUGUAUGUAUACUGGGGUGCAAUUUCACCCUCUGUACAUUAUGUCUUACACUCAUUAUCAUAUACUACCACGCACCAGAACAAUGGAAGAUAUUAAAUUGCACAAGGGGUAAAAUUAAACCUUGAGAUCUAUUUACUCACUAACUUAACAUACUUACUUGCUGACUUUUCUUAUUUGGGGUAGCAAUGCUGGGUGACUCUUUGAAAUUGAUAGGUGAGCUGCACACUAGCAGGAACAGUAUCUUUUAUUUCCCCUGGACAAGGACUAGCAUCUGAUAGGAAAAUAGUGGAAAACUGUGGAAUCCUUGAUAAAUUUGAUGACAAGGAUAUUUGCAUGGCAGAUUGA
This is a messenger RNA of Pocillopora meandrina, 805 nucleotides long. The record is from the annotation of a GenBank genome assembly. NCBI's taxonomy places the organism in Eukaryota, Metazoa, Cnidaria, Anthozoa, Scleractinia, Pocilloporidae.